CUGCGUCCAGAAAUCGAAGCAAAGAGAGGUCAAAGGAAACGGAAGCCGGGCGGUUAUUAAUUACAUGGCUAUGUUCACUGCAGCUAAUUGUACAAAAACCGUCGUUGCUUCUGAUCUAAGUAGAGGACCAACGGAUAUCAACACCGUCUGUCAUGUCGUACUGUAAGCAAGAGGGUAAAGAUCGUAUCAUCUUCGUUACCAAGGAAGACCAUGAAGCACCUAGCAACGCCGAGCUCAUUGCAGAUGACCCCAAUGACCCCUACGAAGAUCAGGGCCUGAUUCUGCCUAGUGGGGAGAUCAACUGGAACUGUCCAUGCCUGGGAGGGAUGGCUAGCGGGCCCUGUGGCACACAGUUCAAGGAGGCCUUCUCCUGCUUCCACUACAGCAAUGAGGAGGUGAAGGGUUCAGAGUGUAUCGACAACUUCCGCGCUAUGCAGGAGUGUAUGCAGAAGUACCCUGAGCUCUACCCACAGGAGGACGAGAAUGAGGGAGUCGCCGCGGGAGGGGCAGAUGCUACUGCCGUGGGAGGGGCUGAUGCUACUGCCGUGGGAGGGGCUGAUACCACUGCCCCUGCGCCUGCUGAGGGCUCUGCCCCCGUUGAUUCUACUUCACCUGAGCUGGCAGAGGACUCGUCCUCAGCACCAGUGGCGUCUAGUGACUCUACCCUGUUCUCCCCAACACCUGAGUCUGCCCCGUCAUCCGACAAUACACCCCCCACAGACAGCCAGGCUGCCAGCUAAAAUCACCCACUCUCCACCAUCCCCCGGUCUCUCCCUGAAACCACUGCCGUGCACAGACCACUCUCUGGGGAGAUCAGCUUUGUCAACUGAUGCCUCAGACCUGUUCUCUUGGUUCAACAUUCAUCAUUACUUUUAAAGGGGGCCUAGAACUGCAGAGGAGUUAAGUCUCCUACAGGGAAUAUGCCUAGAACUGCAGAGGAGUUAAGUCUCCUACAGGGAAUAUGCCUAGAACUGCAGAGGAGUUAAGUCUCCUACAGGGAAUAUGCCUAGAACUGCAGAGGAGUUAAGUCUCCUACAGGGAAUAUGCCGUGAGAAGAGGAGGACAAUACAAAAGAAAUACACAUCUUUUUUCUUAUGCUUUUUUUUAUCCAGUGGUUGUUGAGCUACUGAUGUUCCUACAGCGGGGAGUUUGUAGAGGAGGACUUGUUCGCUGAAGGGGACUUUAGUUAAAGGUUUCUCAUCCAAAACAAUUUAGCUGCUUAUUAUCAAGCUUCAAAUCAGAUCAUUUGUGCCAUUCUAUGUUAAUUCUACACUGGAGGUGUGUAACCUACUAUCAAUGUUACUGGUCAGACUAGUUUGUGAUCACUUGACUUAAUGUUAGGCUUGGGCGGUAUACCUCAUACCAGGGUAUUUGGAAAUAGUCGGGAUGUUUUUUUUCAAUACUGUUAAUAGCAUUGAACAUUUAAACUAUUUAUUUUAUGUUUUAAUUUUAAUAUUUGUUGCUAAUUUUUAAGUAAAUACCCACACAGUCAACUUGUGCAAUACUUUAGGAGAUAAAGCAUGUUGCGUUCUUCAUUUCACCGGUAGUUCUUCAUUUCACAUAGGUCCCCAGAAGAGUUGAGACAAUCACGUGGUUGUUUGUAAAUAGCACAACUGGAGAAAGCGGGAGUUGAGAACAGCUGUGACGGGUCGCGUUGUAUAUUGAAUCAGAAAGUCGUGUUUUUUUUGCUUCAAUAAAGUGAUCAGGGAAGUGCAACUAUAGUUUUCCUUCAGAAAAAAUACGUUAGUGCAACACAUUAGGCAGAAAAAAGCUUCAUUGUAAUCAGAUGACAAAAGUAGUGCAACGCUAUUUGGCUGGCAGUCACACGAGUAAAUGAGCUUGCAAUGAAAAGGCAAGGUAUUUUUUGAAAAAAUAAUGCAUGGCCAUCGUGUGCCUGUUUAUCAUAGAAAGAAUGUAGCCAGCUACAUUUCCUAAUGUUUUGCUUAAAGUUAAUAUUGGAGUUAAUCUUUUACCGAAGAAAAGUAGGCUGGCUACACCGAUAAAAGUAGCUUCACAUCAGUCAGAGCACUGUCUGCUGAUAUAAUGCCCAUUUGUGAAGAAGUGGAGAAGUGCAAUUGAAGCACAAAUUGAGUAUGAUGCAGAGCAGAAAUUACAUUAAGUAGCAUUUUACGUCUGCGUUUACAAAACGCUGCAAGAUAUUUAUUUUUUAAAUUUAAAUUCUGCAUUAAAUUGGCUCCCGAGUGGUGCAGCGGUCUAAGGCACUGUUUCUCAGUGCAAGAGGCGUCACUGCAGUCCCUGGUUCGAGUCCAGACUGCAUCACAUCCAGCCGUGAUUGGGAGUCCCAUAGGGUGGCGCACAAUUGGGCCAGCGUCGUCCGGGUUUGACCGUGGUAGGCCGUCAUUGUAAAUAAACAUUUGUUCUUAACUGACGUGCCUAGUUAAAUAAAGGUAACAUUUUUAAAAUUAAAGUGACCCCUAAAUUUAACUUGCUAGUUAAUCUAAGUAAAUUGCUGAAUUAAUAAAGUGGAGGCAUCAUAUCGUGUUAGCUUUCUGCCGUGUUCUCCCAUCUUCUCAGAGCAAGCAAGCCAGUUGCACUAGCGACUCCAGACUCCACACAGGCACAAUGUGUAGUCUACACAUGCUGCUUCAGAGCCAGUACUGUUCUUCCUUCAGACAAGCAUGCAUCAGAACUUUGCACAGUGUCUCACGUUCACAUUCACUUGUAAAUGUCCAAACUCACCAAAAAUAACAUUUUGUAGCUCCUAACUAUAUAUGUAUAACUUUAUGAGCUGGAUUGCCUGUUUUUGCAAUUCCUUUAUUUUCGUUGGCGCCCGUUAGCAUAUUUAGUCAGCCCCCGUUGAAAUUCGCUAUUACCUGUGCUAAUUUUGUUAGCAUUCUGUUAGACGCCCAAUGUUUGUUUGUUUUUGCUGUGUUUUUGCGCCGCCUUGUGUACGAAGCCUGUAAUACCGUAAUAUCAGGGUAUGCGAAAAGGAUGGUAUGAUAUGAAAAUCUGGAUACUGCCCAACCCUACUGCAUGUUUGUGUUUGACAGAUUAUGGUAAGAGAUAGGAUUAAAGCUUGAUUACUCUUGUGUACUAAAUUGCUGCUCAAAGAUCAUGUGACAUUUUAAGUUUUGUCAAAAGUCCUGAAUGUUGCUGUUGGCAUGAUGUUUUUCCACCAAUCUGUUCUUUGAUUUUUACCUCACUAUUACUUAAUAGAUUUUUUCCAUCCAAUGACCACCCUUCAUAACCCAUAUACCUGAAUAAAGUGGAAGUCCAUUGUC
This is a messenger RNA of Oncorhynchus nerka (sockeye salmon), 3242 nucleotides long. RefSeq names its product mitochondrial intermembrane space import and assembly protein 40-like. Gene Ontology annotation, cellular component: mitochondrial intermembrane space. Lineage: Eukaryota; Metazoa; Chordata; Actinopteri; Salmoniformes; Salmonidae. The record is from RefSeq and is a predicted model, not a curated record. The coding region runs from base 153 to 740 and encodes 195 amino acids. Gene Ontology annotation, biological process: protein import into mitochondrial intermembrane space. The transcript is spliced from 3 exons. Gene Ontology annotation, molecular function: protein-disulfide reductase activity.